This is a messenger RNA of Puma concolor (puma), 1467 nucleotides long. RefSeq names its product transmembrane protein 39A (gene TMEM39A). Gene Ontology annotation, cellular component: endoplasmic reticulum membrane. The record is from RefSeq and is a predicted model, not a curated record. Gene Ontology annotation, biological process: negative regulation of autophagosome assembly; negative regulation of autophagosome maturation. NCBI's taxonomy places the organism in Eukaryota, Metazoa, Chordata, Mammalia, Carnivora, Felidae.
AUGCCCGGUGGAAGGAGGGGCCCUAGUCGGCAGCAGCUAAGCCGUACAGCUUUACCUUCUUUACAGACUUUGGUUGGUGGGGGCUGUGGCAAUGGAACAGGCCUGAGGAACAGGAAUGGUAGUGCUAUUGGCCUUCCGGUCCCACCUAUCACAGCCUUAAUCACCCCAGGUCCUGUUCGUCAUUGCCAAAUUCCUGAUUUGCCUGUGGAUGGGAGCCUGCUCUUUGAAUUUCUCUUUUUCAUCUACCUACUGGUUGCUCUGUUCAUCCAAUAUAUCAAUAUCUAUAAAACAGUGUGGUGGUAUCCUUACAAUCAUCCUGCUUCUUGUACUUCACUGAAUUUUCAUCUCAUUGAUUACCACCUGGCAGCAUUCAUCACAGUGAUGCUUGCAAGGAGGCUUGUAUGGGCCCUCAUCUCAGAGGCCACUAAGGCGGGUGCGGCAUCUAUGAUUCACUACAUGGUUCUGAUAUCAGCUCGUUUGGUGCUACUUACUUUAUGUGGAUGGGUACUUUGUUGGACCCUCGUCAAUCUCUUCCGAAGCCAUUCAGUGCUCAAUCUCCUUUUCCUUGGCUACCCGUUUGGUGUUUAUGUUCCUCUCUGCUGUUUCCACCAAGAUAGUAGAGCUCAUCUUCUUCUCACAGACUAUAACUACAUGGUUCAGCACCAGGCGGUAGAAGAGAGUGCCUCAACUGUGGGUGGCUUGGCCAAAUCCAAAGACUUUCUCUCCUUAUUGCUGGAGUCUCUAAAAGAACAGUUUAAUAAUGCCACGCCCAUCCCCACCCACAGCUGCCCCCUAUCUCCAGACCUCAUUCGCAAUGAAGUAGAGUGUCUGAAAGCCGAUUUCAACCACAGAAUCAAGGAAGUUCUCUUCAACUCCCUCUUCAGUGCCUACUAUGUCGCAUUUCUACCCCUGUGUUUUGUGAAGAGUACCCAGUACUAUGACAUGCGCUGGUCAUGUGAGCACCUCAUUAUGGUGUGGAUCAAUGCUUUUGUCAUGCUCACCACACAACUUCUGCCAUCCAAAUACUGUGAUUUGCUACAUAAAUCAGCUGCUCACCUGGGCAAGUGGCAGAAGCUCGAACAUGGGUCCUACAGCAAUGCUCCACAGCACAUUUGGUCAGAAAAUACAAUAUGGCCUCAAGGGGUGCUGGUGCGACACAGCAGAUGUUUAUAUAGAGCCAUGGGGCCUUACAACGUGGCAGUGCCUUCAGACGUAUCCCAUGCCCGCUUUUAUUUCCUAUUUCAUCGUCCAUUAAGGCUGUUAAAUCUGCUUAUCCUUAUUGAGGGCAGUGUCGUCUUCUACCAGCUCUAUUCCUUGCUGCGGUCAGAGAAGUGGAACCACACACUUUCCAUGGCUCUCAUCCUCUUCUGCAACUACUAUGUUUUAUUUAAGCUUCUCCGGGACAGAAUAGUAUUAGGCAGGGCAUACUCCUACCCACUCAACAGUUAUGAACUCAAGGCAAAUUAA